Molecule: messenger RNA, 409 nt
Organism: Medioppia subpectinata
Lineage: Eukaryota; Metazoa; Arthropoda; Arachnida; Sarcoptiformes; Oppiidae
Source: the annotation of a GenBank genome assembly
UUUGUACACAUUUGUCAAAUCAAUGCCUGCCGUAAAGUUGGAGUGGUAUAAGAAAUUUGGACCACUUUAUGGAGUGUUCAACAAAACUGAGCCCAUCUUAACGGUGGCCAAACCGGAACUGAUUAAAACAAUUUUGGUCAAAGACUUUCACCUGUUCACAGACCGCCGGACACGACCGGCCGCUCAUCACGUGUUGGACAAGAAUCUGUUCCACUCGAGAGGCGAAGACUGGAAGCGCUACCGAUCUAUAAUGAGUCCGACAUUCACGUCGGGAAAGAUGCGUAAAAUGUAUCCAAUGAUCAGAGAGUGUUUGAACGAGUUUCUCGAUGUGUUGGACGUGUCGGCGGCCAAUGGGGCGGACAUUAACCUGAAGGACAUGCACGGGAACUUCACGAUGGAUGUGAUCGCC